GGUAGACAACGGCUUCGCUCUCGGGCUCCAGCGUAGUCGCCGUCGGCACACAGCAAACGAACGUACGGAACACAAGCGCGUCUCGUCCUCGCGUGCGCAACGCGCUUUCGCCCCGGAAAAAGUUUUCCCAAGCGGAUUAUCCUCGUCUCCCCCAAAAAAAAGUGCCAAAAAAGUGUGUGAAGUGAACAAUUUGAGUGUUGCAAAGGAAUACUAUUAAUAAUCGAAGGGUUUUUGUUUAAAAAUUUCACUAAAGUGGAGAAAAGUGCUUUCUCUCCCUGAUGAGAAACGCCGUGUGGUCAGUGCGCGACGGCGCGGAAUAACAUAUCAAAUCUUCGGACGGCGUGUGCGGUGUGCGAUCUAAGGAUUCUAGGAUGAUGUUGGGUGAUGCUGGAAGCGGCACCACUCGCCCCUGACCUACUGGAUGAAACCUAAUGUGUGGAAGAAGAUUUCAUCAGUUAUUAUAAUUCUAAUAAUGAUGGUUCGAAACGUCCAUACCAACUCUGGAACCUGCAAAAUAGCCAUAUCCGACUGGUCUAUUCAGCUGAGAAACAAACCGAACUUCCUUGCCGUAAAUAGCAGGAAUCAUAAGCCCGACUACAAUGGAACAAUAAAGUACCCGUUAUGCAUUCUUCAUCCCAAGGAUAUAACGGGUUACUACAUAUUCGACGUAGAUCAGGAAUAUUUUAUAUGCAUAGGGAAACCCAAAAAGUUUCAAAAUAGAUCAUUUGGAGAAGCAAUUUCUAGGAGGAAUCCUAUGCCGAAUUGUCUGUUAGAGGAAACAGUCCUCAACGGCUAUUCGUUUUUUCACGGAGCUAACAACCUGCAACUGCACGUGACCAGAAGGAACAUCGUCAACACAAACGAAGUGAUGGUGCUGCUCAAAGUACCACUUCCAGCAGAUAGGAAAAAUUCGUGCAGUGAGGGUCUGGAGAAGUACUGCCAAAAGCUCCACACGGGGAAGGUACGAAACCGAAAACGACACCGGAAAUUCAUCAACAUGUUCUGCGAGCCCAGCUGCUGGGCAUAGGGGUGGAUGCGAACCCAUCACCCAUUGAGUUAUCAGUAUUUGUGCGACGACGAGUGCGAGAUGCGAACGUUUCUAAUGCAACCAAAUUCGAGCCGAGCGGAGGCGGCGCAGUGUGGCCUGCUAAAUCAUAAUUCUAACCCCUAUGGGGCGGCAGGUCUUCCAGCGCGCUUCGACCAGCGCACGGACGGCCGAAAUACGUAUUUGUAUGACCGAAAGCAGUGCAUGAAUUUACACAUUGAAUACAAUUAUCACAUUUUGUAUAUUAUAUUACUUUAUUAUUUAUUCUUUUUUAUAAAAUAACGUUGCAAGCGACAAAAAAACACACACCACGAUUGAUGAUGAACAACCUCAACACGGAAAUUUAUUUAUGCAACACCCACCUAGACCCGCGAACACCCAGUAUACAUUUAAGUAUCAUUUUUGUACAUAUAUUAUAAAUAUAAAUAUAGAAACUUAUUCGAAGUAAGUUCGGAGUGCGAGCGAUGCAGAAAGAACACAAAGUAAACACUUGAUUGUCAUUACGCUAAUCUCAUAUAAAUUAUUUGUUAACUAGUGCGCAUGCGCGCACGAGCGCGCCGAGCUGUUUGUAUAGCAAGACGUAAUUCGACCGAUGCAAAACUAAUAUUAUUAUGUAUUAUGUAAGAUCUGUGCCAUUUGUAAACAUUCCAAAAUACGAAAUAUCCAUAAAAAGAAUUUAAAAAACGAAAGCAAUGAAAAAACAUAAAAAUCAACGAAAAA
Dalotia coriaria is the source of this 1765-nucleotide messenger RNA. RefSeq lists its product as uncharacterized. NCBI's taxonomy places the organism in Eukaryota, Metazoa, Arthropoda, Insecta, Coleoptera, Staphylinidae. The record is from RefSeq and is a predicted model, not a curated record. The coding region runs from base 422 to 1027 and encodes 201 amino acids. The transcript has 5 exons.